UUCCCAGCGCAGAGAUAAGAACUCAGGCCCAGAGGCCACUUUCCACAACCAGUUACCGCCGAGGUAGUCCAGUUGCGUGGCCGCAUCCCCUCGGUCCUCCCUCACCACGGGCUCAGCGAGCACAAGGCGAAACCAUAAAAUAAACCUGGGGUGAGAGUCAACGUCCCAUUCGACCCACCCGAUCUUCCUUCGAUGUAGAUAAGGUCGGAAUCGCCUCCCCUCCACAAGAGGUAACCGAGACCACAAGGUAUUGUGACAAAAUUACGGGGCUGGAGAAGGCAGCGCGUGGAGGUGGAGCCCAGGGCUGACUCCACAAGUCGCAGACCCAGCUCAGGCUUCGGUGGAGGUGGCCGCAAGUCCGCGAUGAGAGCCCGACCUGCCGCGGGGCGCUCGCAGUCCCAGAAAUCCUGGAUUGAAGGUGUGUUCGACAAGAGAGAAUGUAACAAAAUCAUACCCAGCUCCAAAGACCCUCACAGAUGUACUGCAGGAUGCCAGGUCUGCCAGAAUUUAAUCAGGUGUUACUGUGGGCGAUUGAUUGGAGACCAUCUUGGGAUGGAUUAUAGCUGGACCAUGUCAGCUGCCAGUGGUGGUGAACAUGAACAAUGGUCUGUUGAAAAGCACACAACAAGAAGCCCUACAGAUACCUAUGGUACUAUUAAUUUCCAAGAUGGCAAGCACAUCCACCAUGCCAAGUAUAUUAGAACUUCUUAUGAUACAAAGAUGGAUCACCUGUUACAUUUGAUGUUGAAAGAGUGGAAGAUGGAAUUGCCAAAGCUGGUGAUCUCUGUCCACGGGGGCAUCCAGAACUUUAAGAUGCCCUCCAAACUCAAUGAGAUCUUCAGCCAGGGUCUGGUCAAAGCUGCGGAGACGACGGGAGCGUGGAUAAUAACUGAAGGCAUUAAUACCGGAGUGUCCAAACAUGUUGGGGAAGCCUUGAAAGCACAUUUCUCCCAGUGCUUGAGAAAAAUCUGGACAGUUGGAAUCCCUCCAUGGGGUGUCAUUGAGAACCAGAGGGAUCUUAUUGGAAAAGAUGUGGUGUGCCUGUACCAGACCCUGGGAAACCCCCUCAGCAAGCUCACCACACUCAACAGCAUGCAUUCCUACUUCAUCCUGUCCGAUGACGGGACUGUGGGCAAGUAUGGGAAUGAGAUGAAGCUAAGGAGGAACCUGGAAAAGUACCUCUCUCUGCAGAAAAUACACAGCGGCUCAAGACAAGGCGUGCCCAUGGUGGGGCUGGUGGUGGAAGGAGGUCCCAAUGUCAUCCUCUCGGUGUGGGAGACCGUGAAAGACAAACACCCAGUGGUGGUGUGUGAAGGCACUGGCAGGGCGGCCGACCUCCUGGCCUUCACCCACAAACACUUAGCAGAUGAAGGGACACUCCGUCCUCAGGUGAAGGAGGAGAUCAUCUGCAUGAUUCAGAACACCUUCAACUUCAGUCUUAAACAGACCAGGCACCUUUUUCAGAUUCUAAUGGAGUGCAUGGUACACAGGGAUUCUAUUAUCAUAUUUGAGGCUGAUUCUGAGGAGUUGCAAGAUCUCGACCUAGCAAUCCUAACAGCUCUGCUAAAAGGCACAAAUUUAUCAGCAUCUGAACAAUUAAAUCUGGCAAUGGCUUGGAAUAGAAUGGACAUUGCCAAGAAACAUAUCCUAAUACAUGGACAACAUUGGAAGCCUGGCUCACUGGAACAAGCAAUGUUAGAUGCUUUAGUGAUGGAUCGGGUGGAUUUUGUGAAGCUCUUAAUAGAGUAUGGAGUGAACCUCCAUCGCUUUCUUACCAUCCCUAGACUGGAAGAGCUCUAUAAUACAAAACAAGGACCUACUAAUAUGCUCUUGCAUCAUCUUGUCCGAGAUGUAAAACAGCAUACCCUUCUUUCAGGCUACAGAAUAACACUGAUUGACAUUGGAUUGGUAAUAGAGUACCUCAUUGGUGGAGCGUACCGCAGCAGCUACACUAGAAAAAAUUUCAGAGCCUUCUACAAUCUCUACAGAAAACACAAGAGAGUGACCAGCUUUGCUGAGAGCCUUUCCCAGCCCCCUGCUCCCGGGAGAUGUGCCUCAGGAAAUAGAAAGGAAUCUGCAGAAAGCACGCUGCAUUCCCAGUUCAUCAGAACCGCCCAGCCUUACAAACUCAAGGAAAAGCCUAUAGUCCUUCAUAAAUCAAGGAAGAAGUCAAAAGAACAAAAUAUAUCCGAUGACCCUGAGUCUACUGGCUUUAUUUACCCUUACAAUGACCUGCUGGUUUGGGCUGUGCUGAUGAAAAGGCAGAAGAUGGCCAUGUUCUUUUGGCAGCACGGAGUGGAGGCCAUGGUCAAGGCGGUGAUUGCUUAUAUACUCUACCGAGCCAUGGCCCGUGAGGCUAAGGAGAGCAACAUGGUGGAUGAUGCCUCGGAAGAGAUGAAAAAUUACUCAAAGCAGUUUGGCCAGCUUGCCUUGGACGUGCUGGAAAAGGCAUUCAAGCAGAAUGAGAGAAUGGCCAUGAAGCUGCUGACCUAUGAACUCAAGAACUGGAGCAAUUCUACUUGUUUGAAACUGGCCGUGUCCGGAGGGCUACGGCCCUUUGUUUCACAUACUUGCACCCAAAUGCUACUGACGGACAUGUGGAUGGGGCGCCUGAAAAUGAGGAAGAUCUCUUGGUUAAAGAUCAUCAUAAGUAUUCUUUUACCACCCACCAUUUUGACGUUGGAAUUUAAAAGCAAAGCGGAGAUGUCCCAUGUUCCCCAGUCCCAGGAUUUCCAGUUUACAUGGCAUAAUGGUGACCAGAACCCCAGCAGUACCGAGGAGAAUGCUUGUAUGAAAGACUGUGAUAUGGAGCGGGGCCCUGAUGAGAAGCUAGAUGAAAACCAUCACUUUGUUGUCAGGAGUGGUCCCCAGACCCUUCCCUUGACCAGGAAGGUCUAUGAGUUCUACAGCGCUCCAAUUGUCAAGUUUUGGUUUUAUACGAUGGCGUAUCUGGCGUUCCUCAUGCUGUUCACUUUCACUGUGUUGGUGGAGAUGCAGCCUCAGCCCAGUGUGCAGGAGUGGCUCGUUAUCAUUUACAUCUUCACCAACGCCAUUGAGAAAGUCAGGGAGGUCUGUAGUUCAGAACCUGAAAAGUUUACUCAAAAGGUAAAGGUAUGGAUUAGUGAGUACUGGAACCUCAUGGAAACUGUGGCUACUGGCCUGUUUUUGGUUGGUUUUGGCCUGCGGUGGGGUAACCCUCCUCUGCACACAGCGGGAAGGCUCAUCUACUGCAUUGACAUCAUAUUCUGGUUCUCACGACUCCUAGACUUCUUCGCUGUGAACCAACAUGCAGGUCCAUAUGUGACCAUGAUUGCAAAAAUGACAGCAAACAUGUUCUACAUUGUGAUCAUAAUGGCCAUAGUCCUGCUGAGCUUCGGAGUGGCACGCAAGGCCAUCCUUUCGCCCCAGGAGCCCCCGUCUUGGAGCCUCGCGCGGGACAUUGUGUUCGAGCCGUACUGGAUGAUGUACGGAGAAGUCUACGCGUCAGAAAUAGAUGUUUGUUCAAACAAGACGUCCUGCCCUCCUGGUUCUUUUCUUACUCCGUUUCUCCAAGCUGUCUACCUCUUUGUGCAAUAUAUCAUCAUGGUGAACCUGUUAAUUGCUUUCUUCAAUAAUGUUUAUGUAGAUAUGAAAUCCAUUUCAAAUAAACUGUGGAAGUACAAUCGCUAUCGCUACAUCAUGACCUACCACGAGAAGCCAUGGCUGCCCCCACCGUUCAUCCUGCUGAGCCAUGUUGGCCUCUUCCUUCGCCGCCUUUGCCAUCAUCAAGCUCCAAGUGACCAAGAAGAGGGUGAUGUUGGAUUAAAACUCUACCUGAGUAAGGAGGAUCUGAAAAAACUUCACGAUUUUGAAGAACAGUGUGUGGAAAAGUAUUUCCAUGAGAAGACGGAAGGUCUGAAUUGUAGUUGUGAGGAACGAAUCCGAGUGACAGCAGAAAGGGUUACGGAGAUGUACUUCCAACUGAAAGAAAUGAAUGAAAAGGUGUCUUUUAUAAAGGACUCCUUACUGUCUUUGGACAGCCAGGUGGGACACCUGCAGGACCUCUCUGCCCUGACAGUGGACACCCUAAAUGUCCUUUCUGCGGUUGACACUUUACAAGAGGAUGAAGCCCUCCUGGCCAACAGAAAGCUUCCUGCUUGCAGAAAACUUCCCCACAGCUGGAGCAAUGUCAUCUGUGCAGAGGUUCUGGGCAGCAUGGAGAUGUCUGGGGAGAAGAAAUACCAGUAUUACAGCAUGCCUCCUUCUUUGCUGAGGAGCCUGGCCAGAGGCCAGCAUCCCCCAAGAGUGCAGAGGGGACCCCUUGUUGAGACUGCAGACCGUCACAGAGAGACUUCAAAUAAAAGAAAUGACCAGGAAGAGCAAGAAACGGGAAAUAGUAUAGUUGCUUCUUGCCUUGACAGGCAAGCCCACCCAAAGCAUGGCCACUUUCUUCUGGUCCCUUCUCAUCUAAAGCAAGUUCCUUUUUCUGCAGAAACUGACUUGCUUCUGUCCAGAUCACCUGUGGAAGCGGGUACAGGUGUGCUGGCACCUGAACAGGUCACCCAGAAUGGAGUCCCUGUUCAUCUGACUUGGCAGACCCCAGUUGUCUCAGCCCAGAGCUCAGUGGCUGAACACAAGGAGCAUACGUACGAGCCAAUCGUUCAAAUACCAGCCAGACAAGGCAGGGGAGAGAAAGUUCUAACCACUUUGAAAAUGACCUUCCCUUCCCAAGCUGAGAGCGUGCAAACUGGAGGUGGAUAUGUGAACUGGGCAUUUUCGGAAGGUGAUGAAACUGGUGUGUUCAGCAUCAAUAAAAAACGGCAAACCUGGUUGGCCUCCACUUGUAACAGUAACUCUAACGAGAGUCGACAAUGCCAGAGGCAGAUCUGGGGCAGAUCCCUCCCUAAUACCUCAACAGGAUGGGCCCAGCCUAGUGAUUGCUCAGAGGUGGGGCCAAGACUCCAGCCAAACACAUCCCUUUGGAUCAAUCCUCUCCGCAGAGACAGGCCCCUCUUUCGGAGUCAGAGUUUGAGAACACACAAGGAGGAGAAACUGAAGGCCUGUAAGGUUACAAAUUGUUCAAGAUCUUCAGAGAUGGGACAGUCAGCCUGGAUCAAAGCAAAAAUGCUAACCAAGGAUAGGAGGUCGUCAAAGAAAAAGAAGAAAACACAGGGACUCCAGGUGCCCGUCAUAACAAUCGAUGCCUGUUUUCAAGGUGACCAAUCAAAUUCAGAGCCAGGAGAAAGUAACAUCUCCAAAGAAGAGGAGUGCAACAGGAACUGGCUGACAGUGUCCAAGUUUAGUCAGUUAAGUCUAGAAGCUAACAUAUACCAGAAAACGAAAACCAAAGGAAUGGAGCGGCAUGCUGCACAGGUCAGUGAUUAUGUAAAGCAGUCUCCGGAGGAUCUGAGUAAAAACUCUUUGUGGAAUUCCUGGAGCACCAACCUCAAUAGGAACUCCCUGUUGAGAAGUUCAAAUGGAGUUGGCAAAAUCUCAGCUUCCUUAAAAAGCCCUCAAGAGCCUCGCCAUCAUUAUUCAGCCAUUGAAAGGAACAACUUAAUGAGGCUUUCUCAGACCAUCCCAUUUACACCCAUCCAACUGUUUGCCGGGGAAGAAGUAACUGUCUACAGGCUGGAGGAGAGUUCCCCUUUGAAUCUCGAUAAAAGCAUGUCCUCCUGGUCCAAGCGCGGGAGGACUGCGAUGAUCCAGGUGUUGUCCCGAGAGGAGAUGGAUGGCGGCCUCCGCAAAGCCAUGAGAGUCAUCAGCACCUGGUCUGAGGAUGACGUUCUCAAGCCGGGGCAGGUUUUCAUUGUGAAGUCCUUCCUUCCUGAGGUUGUGCAGACAUGGCAAAAAAUCUUCCAGGAGAGCACUGUGCUGCAUCUCUGCCUCAGGGAAAUUCAACAACAAAGAGCUGCUCAAAAACUAAUCUAUACCUUCAACCAAGUGAAACCACAAACCAUUCCCUAUGCACCAAGGUUCUUGGAAGUUUUCUUAAUCUACUGCUAUUCCGCCAACCAAUGGUUCACCAUUGAGAAGUACAUGAUGGGGGAGUUCCAGAAGUACAACAACAACAACGGCGAUGAAAUUGCCCCCAGCAACACCUUGGAGGAGCUGAUGUUGGCUUUCUCUCACUGGACCUAUGAGUAUACUCGGGGAGAACUGCUGGUUUUAGAUUUGCAAGGUGUUGGAGAAAAUCUGACAGAUCCAUCUGUUAUAAAACCUGAAGACAAACAAUCCAGAGGAAUGGUGUUUGGACCAGCCAACUUAGGGGAAGAUGCAAUUAGAAACUUCAUUGCAAAACAUCGUUGCAACGCCUGCUGCCGGAAGCUCAAACUCCCGGAUCUAAAAAGGAACGACUAUUCCCCUGGAAGGAUAAAUCCCACCCUUGGACUUGAAAGCAAAGUAGAACCAGGUGAGGGGCCUCCAGCAAUGGAAAGGGGUGGUAAUCCUUCGGAAGACCUCACUCGAUUGUAAAAGGGGGAGAAGAAGAUGACGCCCCUGCCCUCCUUCCCGUGAACUGACUCUAUGGUAACAGAGGUUGAUUGACGUAACAUGUAACACUGAUUACGUCAGAGCUGUCAGACUGGCCUCGCCCUGAGGGACAUGCCUCCUGGGACAUGCUUCCUGAGCCUCAUGUCUCCUUUUGCCUAAAGACCUCAUUUGUGUGUGAAGAAUGGGUUCUCCUAGAUGUUGACCUGCGAGCAGGGUGCUACGUAUGUCAUCCUCAAGUUCCACGGGAAGACACCUGGAGGAGCCAGCUGGUCUCUGAGAUCCCUUGGAGCAGAAUGCUGGCAGUAAAGAGUCAGGGAGACAAAUAUAAUUUAUUUUCUCACUAUGCGUGCACACUGUAACCUACCACUGCUGUUCAUCACCUCACCCACAUAUUGUAUUUCUGUAGAUAGAUGUACAUAAAAAAGUUAUUGGACUUCCUCCCUUCUCCUCUCCCAGAGCGUGGGGCUUUGAACAACAACAAUAAGGAAGACCAUGGAGUGAGGGUGUAUUUGCACAGAUUGAAGCACAUGCCUGCACUGCCCAACCAGCGAAAAGUUAGUGUUCUGGUGAAGUCUUGAUGGGUGGAGGUAUUGUCAGGGAAUCACAUGAUGCCUGGGCAUUUCAGGUUUCUUUGAAAGAAGGGGAAAGGGAAAUAAACAAAUGCCCUUGCAUCAUUUUUCUUUUUUUAAGGGGAAUGGGAUAUGCAAAACUAGAUAUUAUUAAGAAAUGUUUUCCCUUCUCUUAAGCUCAGGGUUACUAUUAGUUAGAGAGUUGACUAAGCCAGCCUCUAAAAUACCACUCCCUUUUCUAAAGCUGUAUAUAUAAUAUUAAAGGUUAACUUACUCUCCGUUACGGGAAAAGAUGGGUUUCCUAUGGGGAAAGAUCCUAUGAGGAAAGACGGGUUUCUGAUGAAAAAUAUGCUUUGAGGUGUUUGCUUCACUCCAGUGUACAGUUCCAGUGGCUUAAUGAGUGCUGGGUGUAUUUUAAGGCUGACCUGAGAACAUGUAAUCAUUUCGGAGGCCUGAGGGAAGGGUCCUUGGAAGCUAUACCUUAUAGCACAUUUGGGGGAUCAGUGAUUUCCCUUCUGCACUGUCAGGGUUGCCCUACCUCAGAACAAGCAUGAGCCUUUCACACAAGGAGGAGACGACGGCUGGGACCCUCUCUCCUCUCCCCGCUGCGUGUCCUUUUCCUUUUUAUAGAGUGUUCCAACCAACCAGCCACAAACCUCAGUUUGAGAAAAGUCACCUUAAUCAUUAGGCCUUACAAUGGCCAGCUUGCUUUUUAGAUCCACACUCCUGCAUUCUUAGGUUAUCCUUCAGGGGAAACCUUGCCCUGGCAUAGGGGGAUUAUAGCCAAGGAUUUAGUUUGCCAAGGAUCAUGUCUGAUUCUUGUAAGUGUGAGUUGCACAAGGGCUAAUUUAUAUCCAUGUUAUUUUUAUCUUGGGGGUGGCGGGAGGCAGGAAAUUGGGUGAUUUCUUGAUUGGCAGUGGGGAUAACGUGUUAAUGCCCUUUUCAGGGCUUAACUGCUUUAUCCUAUUCUGCAAAUCAACAGGGAUCUAUUGGUACUCAGUUCAGUGCUGUGUUCAACUAUGGAAAGAGGCAGUUUGCCUGUCCAAGGGCCAGAGUAAAGGCAUUGAUUCAGUGGUCAGCUGUUUGUUACUUGGAAUGGAACUUGAAAACAAAUACAUUUUUAUUUCAAAUUUU
Messenger RNA from Myotis lucifugus (little brown bat), 8174 nucleotides. It is a transcript of the gene TRPM6, whose product is annotated as transient receptor potential cation channel subfamily M member 6. Lineage: Eukaryota; Metazoa; Chordata; Mammalia; Chiroptera; Vespertilionidae. Gene Ontology annotation, cellular component: apical plasma membrane. The transcript is spliced from 39 exons. Bases 364 to 6453 code for a protein of 2029 amino acids. Gene Ontology annotation, biological process: protein phosphorylation; monoatomic cation transmembrane transport; protein tetramerization. Gene Ontology annotation, molecular function: ATP binding; protein serine/threonine kinase activity; monoatomic cation channel activity. The record is from RefSeq and is a predicted model, not a curated record.